AAGAAACAGUGAGCGUUGACAAGGCUAGCCCAGGUGAGCUGAAGCGACAAAUCGGAUGAAAGGCGAGAAAUACCCCGAGAGAGAUAAAUUAGCAGGUAUCAUGACACUGAAAGGCCGAGGUCGCAGUGGUGUUUUCGAUAAAAGAGUGCGUUUACUCUUCUUCGCACUCGCAUUCCUCAUCAGGGGAGUCGGAGGAAGAGCUGCUGCUGGAAGACGAGGAGGAAGACGAGGCCGAGCUCGAAGAGGAGCUCGACGAAGAAGAGGACGAGCUGCUGCUGGAGCUUCCGCUGCCGGAUCCCUUGGCGGAUCCGCUGGCAUCCGCGCCGGCGUCACCGCCCGCGCUGGCUCCGGCAUUUCCGCUGACAUCUCCGCCCGCACUUCCGCCGAUGUGUCCGCUGACUCCUCCGCUGGCUCCUCCGCCGGUGGUUCCGCUGACGUCGGCGCCGGCGUUUCCUUCGGUGUCACCACCAGCGCUGCCGGAGAUGUCGGCACCAUCGCUUCCCUCAGUGUCACCACCAGCGCUGCCACCGGCGUUUCCGGAAACAUCACCACCGGCACUUCCUCCAGCACUUCCAGAGACGUCACCACCGGCGCUACCGCCAACAUCGCCGCUGGCACCGCCGGAGACAUCUCCGCCAGCGCUGCCAGAAACAUCACCGCCGGCGCUUCCUCCGGCACUGCCACCAGUGGUUGGGCUGACAUCGGCACCGGAGCUUCCUUCGGAGUCACCUUCUGCGCUGCCGCUGCCGCUUCCGCUAACAUCGCCGCCAGCGCUUCCACCGGCACUUCCGCCGGCACUGCCUCCGACGUCUCCGCUGGCGCCGCCGGACACAUCUCCGCCGGCACUACCACCGACAUCACCCCCCGCGCUUCCGGAAGCACCGCCCUCUGCAUUUCCGCCGGCACUGCCAGAGACAUCGCCGCCGACACUGCCACCGACAUCUCCACUGGCGCUGCCAGAAACAUCACCACCAGCACUGCCGCCGGCGCUUCCACUUCCACCAACAUCACCGGAGACAUCGCCACCAGCGCUGCCACCAGCACUUCCACUAGCACUGCCAGAAGCACCGCCGCCAACAUCUCCGCCGGCGCUGCCUCCUGCACUUCCACCGGCACUGCCAGAAACAUCUCCUCCAGCACUGCCAGAAGCGCCGCCACCAAUAUCAGCACCAGCGCUUCCGCUUCCACCAAUACUGCCGGAAACAUCACCGCCAGCGCUACCGCCAGCACUUCCUCCGGCGCUGCCAGAGGCACCACCGCUCAGAUCAUCAUCACAAUCUUCGUCAGCGCUUCCAGAAGCGCUACCUCCGGCGCCAGCACCAGCACUGCCGCUAACAUCGGCUCCAGCGCUUCCGCUACCGCUGAGACCACCAGAAAGGCCGCCUCCGAGACCGGCGCUGCCGCUGCCGCUGACGUCGGCACUGCCGCUACCGCUGCCACCCAGCAGACCGUGCUUGUGGGCCAGCCAGGCCAGGAGACCGAAGGUACGGGCCUCGAGAUGGUUGGGCUCGGGGGAGUUGACGGCCUCGGCGACGGGGGCGAGGAUUCGGGUGGGAACGCCAGCGUUCAGGGUGCGGUUGUACGGCGCCGCGAGGGUAGAGGCGGCCGAGAAGGCGAGGGUGUAAAGAGCAAUAUGCAU
Messenger RNA from Aspergillus steynii IBT 23096, 1639 nucleotides. RefSeq lists its product as uncharacterized. Lineage: Eukaryota; Fungi; Ascomycota; Eurotiomycetes; Eurotiales; Aspergillaceae. The record is from RefSeq and is a predicted model, not a curated record. The annotation marks the transcript as partial. The transcript has a single exon.